Molecule: messenger RNA, 3003 nt
Organism: Salvelinus namaycush (lake trout)
Lineage: Eukaryota; Metazoa; Chordata; Actinopteri; Salmoniformes; Salmonidae
Product: palmitoyltransferase ZDHHC19-like
Exons: 8
Coding region: 236-1390 (384 amino acids)
Biological process (GO): protein targeting to membrane; peptidyl-L-cysteine S-palmitoylation
Cellular component (GO): Golgi apparatus; endoplasmic reticulum
Molecular function (GO): protein-cysteine S-palmitoyltransferase activity
Source: RefSeq, a predicted model, not a curated record
CGUCCUAUCACGAGUGGUCAGGGGCUUGAGCGCGUUCUCUCAUAUAUGGUUUCCAUGACAGCAUAACCGGGGUCCUCUAUCGUGAGGAAGUGGAAAGCUGGACAGAACUACAGUCAUUGUAGCUCAAAGAAAAUAAAGCAUUUUUAGAUGAAAGAGUAAAGAAGACAUAUUUUUUUCCGAAAAGUGUUUUUAAUGUUAGCUAGAAACUAACAUAAAUUGGAAGUUUAGAAGGCAUAUGGACUCGGACAACGAGAAGCCGCGCAAGAAGAAGAGACGGCCGCACUGGAUUGUGCGUGGUCUCGGGCCGAGUUUUACUGCCUGCAUGGGUUUCGUAAUAAGCGUGCUGUACAUCACUUUCCCGUGCGCUUGGUUGGCUACUCAUGUUUCAGUGGCCUAUCCUGUGGCCUCUGCAAUGUUACUAACUGGGACCGUGGUAACUUUCCUGGUGUCAAGUUUCAUGGAUCCUGGCAUUCUCCACCAAGGCCCCCCAUGGCCAGGCACAGCAGAGGUGGCCUAUGUGAUAGUGAAUGGUCAGAGGUAUGAUAUGGACUGGUGCAGUAGGUGUGAGAUCUACCUUCCCCCUGCUGCAUGGCACUGCCGUCGCUGCAAUGCCUGUGUGGACCGGUUCGACCACCACUGUGAGUGGCUGAAUAACUGCGUGGGGAGACGUAACUACCGUGUGUUCCUGCUCUUCCUCCUGCUGCUGACGUCAUACCUGCUCCUGGUCCUCUCCUCCUCUCUGUUCUAUCUCUUCCUCACCCUCCUCACCCUGCACCAGCCCUUCAGCCUGCCCCACGCCACCACUGUGGUCGUCAUGGUUACCAGCCUGGCCUGUGUGCUCUUGGUCUUGGUUAUACUCAUCAGCAACAUCAAGCUGAUCUCCAAGGGGGAGCCAUCCUCUACUAUAGAGCCCUACUUUGAGCCUGAUGAUAAGAACCCAUUUGAUCAGGGCUGCUGGAAGAACUGGACCCACGUCCUCUGUUCCCCGACUGGACCCAGGUAUCUGGGGGCUGUGAAGCCCAGCAGAAGAGGAGACACUGAGGGGGACAGGAGCAGUCUAACCCUUCUCCAUCAGGAGGACCAUUGUUUGUACAGCUGCAGCUCAGUCCCCUGUUGUAAUACUUGUAAACAUCACAAGGUGGCGGUAGGCCCAGCCAGCCCAGGCCGUUUCAAGCACAGCACACCGAGUCUAGACAGUCUGAAGGAAGGGAGAGGCUGUCGCUGCUGCUACAGGGAAGUAGUACCAGCCGGCUGUGUGACAACAGACAAACACAGCGACAACAACAAGCCCUCACAGAGCUCUGCUGUGGAGAUCCCAGAUAUGUUGGCUGCUGGUGAUGAGGACUUGGACCAGGAACGGAAUGGAGUUCUGAUCAGAGCAGCAAAGUAGCUUUACAUCCUGACCACCAGAGGGAGCUGUGUAGACAACCACAACACCAACACCAGCCCUAGGCCUGGACCACCUCAAAACCACACCAUAACCAACACCAGCCCCAGGUCUGGACCACCUCAACACCAUAACCAACACCAGCCCCAGGUCUGGACCACCUCAACACCAUAACCAACACCAGCCCCAGGUCUGGACCACCUCAACACCAUAACCAGCCCCAGGUCUGGACCACCUCAACACCAUAACCUACACCAGCCCCAGGCCUGGACCACCUCAACACCAUAACCUAUACCAGCCCCAGGCCUGGACCACCUCAACACCACACCAUAACCAACACCAGCCCCAGGCCUGGACCACCUCAACACCAUAACCUACACCAGCCCCAGGCCUGGACCACCUCAACACCACACCAUAACCAACACCAUCCCUAGGCCUGGACCACCUCAACACCAUAACCAACACCAGCCCCAGGUCUGGACCACCUCAACACCAUAACCAGCCCCAGGCCUGGACCACCUCAACACCACACCAUAACCAACACCAGCCCCAGGCCCGGACCACCUCAACACCACACCACCAACACCAGCCCCAGGUCUGGACCACCUCAACAUCAUAACCAACACCAGCCCCAGGCCUGGACCACCUCAACACCACACCAUAACCUACACCAGCCCCAGGCCUGGACCACCUCAACACCACACCACCAACACCAGCCCCAGGCCUGGACCACCUCAACACCAUAACCAACACCAGCCCCAGGCCUGGACCACCUCAACACCACACCAUAACCUACACCAGCCCCAGGCCUGGACCACCUCAACACCAUAACCUACACCAGCCCCAGGCCUGGACCACCUCAACACCACACCAUAACCAACACCAGCCCCAGGUCUGGACCACCUCAACAUCAUAACCAACACCAGCCCCAGGCCUGGACCACCUCAACACCACACCAUAACCUACACCAGCCCCAGGCCUGGACCACCUCAACACCACACCACCAACACCAGCCCCAGGCCUGGACCACCUCAACACCAUAACCAACACCAGCCCCAGGCCUGGACCACCUCAACACCACACCAUAACCUACACCAGCCCCAGGCCUGGACCACCUCAACACCAUAACCUACACCAGCCCCAGGCCUGGACCACCUCAACACCACACCAUAACCAACACCAGCCCCAGGCCUGGACCACCUCAACACCAUAACCAGCCCCAGGCCUGGACCACCUCAACACCAACACCAGCCCCAGGCCUGGACCACCUCAACACCAUAACCAGCCCCAGGCCUGGACCACCUCAACACCAUAACCAGCCCCAGGCCUGGACCACCUCAACACCACACCAUAACCUACACCAGCCCCAGGCCUGGACCACCUCAACACCAUAACCUACACCAGACCCAGGCCUGGACCACCUCAACACCACACCAUAACCAACACCAGCCCCAGGCCUGGACCACCUCAACACCAUAACCUACACCAGCCCCAGGCCUGGACCACCUCAACACCACACCAUAACCUACACCAGCCCCAGGCCUGGACCACCUCAACACCACACCAUAACCUACACCAGCCCCAGGCCUGGACCACCUCAACACCAUAACCAACAC